GUGGACAUGCAUAACAAGUAGUAAGAAGAACGUGGCACAAACGCAGAAGGGACACACAUUGUAGUAGUAGCAGUAGUAGUAGUUAGUCAAUGUUGAUCAGCAACGUAACGACGACGUCAUGUGAAACGAUGGCAGGUGAUCAGGUGCAUGAUCAUAUGAACGGAACGCAAGAGGAUGUGAUGAUUUGCGGUCGAAGAAGUGAUAAAUGAUUAGUCAGCGCGUUCCGGAUUAGUGUGUAGAUGGCGAUGGUGUUGUGUGUUCAGUGUUCACCGUAGUAGUUAGUAUGCAAAUCAGGUCGAGCAGCUUGAAAAUAUUUGACACCCCAGCAACAACAACAGCAACAACAGUAGUAGUAGCAGCGAAUAGUUUUAAGCGAGCGACCGAGUUUAGUGGCCGAAAUCACGAUCGGACCAACAUGACCGAGGACGACGACUUUGACGAACAACAGCAGCAGCAGCAGCAGGAACGCCUGGAAUCGCUAAACUUCUGAACGCAAGCCCCGGAACCAGCAGCAGAACAGAAAGGAAGAGAGAGGAAUCAAAUUGCCAGACAAACGGGCGGAACGGCAACGGCAUAGCAAGAGGGCAUCUACUGGGGCGUGGGGAUUGAUUGAGUAGAGUGCUGUGGUGUCCGCCCCUCCUGGUGCGAACACCGCAAAUUGUGGAGACCAGAGACAAACAAAAGGGUUGUGCCUGAGAAGAAGCUGCGGUGUACCGCUGUGCAAUCCGUCGGACAAUCCCAGAUUCGGCCUCUGGCCAUCUGGCAAAUUCGUGCGUGACUUUCUGAGGAGAUGCACAGUCGUGCGUAGCGCAUCUCCUCUUUGAGCCCCGAGCUUGUUGUACACCAACCGAGUGCGACCUUGAGAUGGACGUGGAAACCACCUUCGGGUACGGCGCUUUAUAAGUGGCGCCGGAGGCGGACGACGACGAGGACGAUAAAAAGAAAUCGACAGCCGUAUUCGGCUACGGGGUGUGCUAGAGAACGGUGAACAAAACUCGCAUCCGGAUCGUAAAUUGGCAAACAGUAGUGGCGUCCCGAAACGAACAGUCGCCGCAGCAUCCCAGUUUCAGUGUCCAUCGCUAGCCAGAGGCGAUGGUGCAUUUGCAAACACGGUGCGGAUUCCGGCAAACAGAGGGAACGAGCGGGAUCGAUUCAGGAUGGUAGUGCAAAAGGCAGACAAGUAGUGCACAGAGAGAACAUUGACGAAAGGUGCAUCCGAGUCGCCUUGUCGCCCCUCGCCAAUCCUUCCCUGCUGCUCUACAGAGCAAAUCUGUUGUUGGCUCAAUUAUGCGGUUUGUGUUUAAUUGAAGUUUAACGAAAGGGAACCCUCCUGCUGCGUGAAGCGGAGAACGAAAAACACGACGACCAGAGCCAAGGAGAGUGAGAAACAAAGAGAAAAAAAUCGCGAGAGAGAGAGAGAGAGAGAGAGAGAGAGAGAGAGAAAACGAGCAUUUCCGGCUUCCUAAGCUCGUCGGGCGACAUACUUCCGGACGAACGGGGUAGGUUGGUUAGCUACCCCACCACCGAAGAGACCCCUGCAGAGAGUCAUAGCAACCGUCGUGUGACGACAAAAAGGCGACACCACACGCAGUACAUGAGCUGCCUACUAAGCGUGAAGUGCACGAGCAUACACUAGAGCGGCGGUUGUUGUUGGACCCAUCCGGCCAGCUCCGGCUCGAGGAAGGUGGUGCCGGCGGUCGUGGGUGUGGCGUUCGACAAGUGAGUCGUGCGUUAUUAGAGGUAACAGGCAUGAAUCAUCGGACAACAGCGCGCGCGCUUUAUCAAAGCGAAUCAUAGUGGCCCCAUCCAGUACGUGCUGCAACUGCUGGUUGUGUUACAGCCGUAAGCGGCAGCAGCUGCCACUCCUUUGAAUCUGUGGCCUGCAGGCACAGGUGCAGAUGCACGCACCCGUCAUUCCCGGCGACAGAGGCGACAAAAGGUACCAAAGAACGCGCAUUGUGUGUCUGUGCUUAGAUCAUAAAAGUGAAUGUUGGCGAAGGUGCAUCCCGCCACAGUGUCGCGACUGGAAAGCAAAUCAGGGUUCUGUUAGUGUCCCGGCAGUGAAUAACGUCGUCGUCGAGAUCGAUUCGACAAUCGCAAUUAUCGACCAGCCAAGUGUGUGAGCGAGCAACCGAGAGCGGCGCGUCAGAGAGAACGUCCAAGGACCGGCGGUCAGGAUUACCGGGAGAUAGGUAGGACAGACAGAGGCGGAGCUAUAUGGUGAUUAGCUUAUUGGUGGCGGCAGCGGCGACAGCAGCGGUUCGUUCGUAAUCAACUGUUUGAAGCUCACGACGACGACCACGACGGCCAAGGUGGCAGUUGGCCGCGUAGCGGCGGCACUGAUUGCCGACCCAUUAUAGAACGAGCGACCCACCCAACCAUUAGAAGGGAACCCCUCGUGGGACUUCGGGAAGUGGUCGAACGGCAGUAUACGGCGUGAGCGAUAAGAACCUGACGCGACUAGGAAAGGAAUACGCUGGAGGGCUGGAGGAAACGGUGGAACAUGACCACGGCGACAAUGGAAAUGGUAACGACAGCCACCGCAACCGCAACGAAUACGAUGACGCCCGGGACAGGCAAUUCCAGCUCCAGUACAGUGGUGACCAGCAGCGGUGGUGGUGGUGCAGCAUCAGCAACAGCAGCAGCAGCAGCAGCAGCAGCAGGAGCCUCGAGUGGUGGUGGUGGAUACAGUAGUCUAGAGGAGAUGAUGCGGAACCAAGCAGUAUCAGCUGGGCAAACGAUGCUUGACUACAGCAAUCUGUCCGGUGUUGGUCCGCUGUUGCUGGACGAGCUGGACAGUGGGAACAUCGGGAAUAUCACGACCGUGUCGCAGCACAGCAAUGAUUCGAUCGAGCGUCUUGCCGGCGGAGUGGGAUCCCAGUUGGGAUCAGGCAGUGGUCAUGGAUCGCAGCAGGCGCAUUCACACCAAAAGGGCCACUCGCGAGGCAGCAGUGCGCCACUGGCGUACGAUCGCAUCACGACCAAAAUCGCCUGCACGAAGGAGGCGAUCCGGAAGGAGCAGGAAACGCGCGAUGCCAACGUGAACGAGUAUCUGAAGCUGGCCGCAAACGCAGACAAGCAGCAGCUAGCCCGCAUUAAGGCAGUGUUCGAGAAAAAGAACCAGAAAAGCGCGAACGCCAUCUCGCAUCUGCAGAAGAAGCUUGAAUCCUACAGCAAGCGCUAUAAGGAUCUGCAGCAAACGCAACAGAAGCAGCAACAGCAGCAACAGGCACAGCAACAGCAGCAGCAGCAGCAACAGGCACAGCAGCAGCAGCAGCAGCAAGUGCAACAGCAGCUAGCGGCGGUGGCUGCACAGCAGGAGGCAAAUGCCAGCAAUAUGCAUCAUUCGGCACAACACAGUACAGCCGGCAGUGGAUCGGGUGGUGGUGGUGGCGGUUCCGGUCAGCACCACGGGAGCGGAAGCCAAACACUGCCCUCGAACCUGCAGCAGCAUCUCGCGACUUCGACGGCCAGUGGUAGCGGUCAGAGCUUUCUGCAGCCGCGUGAAAUGCUGCGCGACGUGGGCAAGGGCCUGAUGAAUGUCGGUGGCAACAUACGGCACGGUGUGACCGGCCUCUCGACGACUGUGAUAUCGAAACCGCGUAAGUUUGCGCAUCUCUUCCGUAACAAGUUCGGUAGUGCGGACAACAUCAACCAACUGACGGCCACUUGGUACACAGGCAGUGCGACGACCGAUCCAAAUGACCUCUCGCUGAUGGAACCAGGGAUCGAUCAGGGUCAGACGACCACACCGAGCACGUUGCAGCCUCACGCCGGGGGGCACCAUCACCACCAUCACCAUCAUUCGCACCAUCCCACCAGCAUCAGUGAUAGUGAGGGCCGGCGACAGGGACAGGCGCAAACGCAGGCAACAACACACAGCGGUGGCCAGCAUCGGCACGGUGCGCACGUUGGUGGGGGCAAGUAUAGUGAGCAUGACAGCGAGUGUAGCAGCGUGACGAGCGACAGCAUGCCGCCCGGAUCGGACAAACAUCAUCGGUUGGGUGGUAGCAGCCAGCAACAGCAACAGCGGUCCGGUAGCUGCACCCAUCAGAAAGUCCUCGCGGAACUGCGAGAUGAGCAGCAGAAGCUGAGGGAACGGUGUGAGCGGCUUGAGCUGCUCCCGAAGGACGUCUCAGAACUGUCGAUGGCACUGGAGAACGAACGGUACCGGGCAGAUCGGCUGGAGGAGCAGAUCAACGAUCUGUCCGAGCUGCACCAGAACGAGCGGGAAAACCUGAAGCAAGCGAUCGCCGAUCUGGAGGAGAAGGUGCAGUACCAGAGCGACGAGCGGCUGCGGGAUGUGAACGAGAUCCUCGAGAACUGCCAGACGCGCAUCGCUAAGAUGGAGCAGCUAUCACAGCAACAGUACGUCACGGUUGAGGGUAUCUACAACUCGAACGCUCGUGCCGUGGUAGUGAAGCUGAUCAACGUCGUGCUGACGGUGCUGCAGGUCAUACUGCUGCUGGUGGCGACGGCCGCCGGUAUUAUUGUGCCAUUUCUGAAGACCCGUUUCCGCGUACUCACUACGCUUCUGUUCCUGCUCGCUCUAAUCGUGAUCGUACGCCAGUGGCCAGACGUGCGCGAUACCGGUGUGCACUUAAUACGCACGCUUCGCAGUCAGGUCAUUGCGGAUGCGCCCUAGACCCCUGGCGGGGUGGUUCGAGCCGAUGCCGGGAUGUUGGUUUUGUAUGAUUAUUACUAUAAAAUAUAAUUUUGUAGGCAAGGCUCAAGAUAUGCUCACCAUACUCACACACAAACAUACGCAGACACGCUGGGGCACGCACGAGUCCCAUGCGAUUAGCUUGGCGAAAGGAUAAAAAAAAGGAUCCCCGAGAACGGAAUUGCUCAAGAACGCAACAGGGAAGCUAGGUGAGUCUAAGCCAGGGCUACAGAUAGCAAUAGCGAUAACGAUAGAGAGACAGAGAGAGAGAGAAACAGAGAGAUAGAGCUUGUUAGCGAGCUAGGCCACUUCAGAACAUGAAUCCAUCCACGAAUAUGACUCCACAAAUCCACGAACCAUCACCUAACCGUGCUCGGAUACUCGAGGACACAGAUGUAGGAGCUAGCUAGUUUUAAGGAUUCGGCAGCGCCGUUGCAGAACCGAACCGCAAGAAUACGAUGAUCCCAAUGGCCAUUCUUAAUGGUGUAAUAUGCUACAUUAAUGAUUAAGUUUAAACAGUGAUCGAGUGGCGAUCACUGCAUGCUACGCUCUCUCCGGGCGAGAUCCCAGCGGUGAGAUGAGAUAGGGAUCAAAUUGCUUUAGCCCCAAGUGUCGAUGGGCAAACGGGCGUGGGGUUUUCGUCAAAAGAAAACAGGUGAAAGGUCAACGGAUAGUGGGUUUGUAACAAUGGAAGCAAUCCGCAAACCGUGUAGUGAUACCGUUUUAGCCAGUAGUUUGUUCUAGCCAGAUAGUAGGUGGUAGCAGCGAUCGGUGGGAAGGCUGUAUAUGCCUUUCGUUGGCAUAAUGCCUCACCACGCAGAAAAGUGCGAAGUGUGACCGAACGAAAGGAAAGAGAACCACGCCGAUACGUGUUGUCCGUUAUACGAUGUGUGUAUGUUCUUGUAGGGUGUAUAGCAUUUUAGACAAACCAAUUUCUUCGAGUACGAGGUUACGGAAGCAAUACUAAGUUAUUAGCGGUAAUGGGGGCGGCCUGCCUACACCAACAACCGAAAGGACUGGAAAGGGAGAGAAGGGAAACUAAGUACUACUAUUUGGGGAGUAGACGGUGGGAUAGCAUUAGAAUUUUUGUGGUGGGUUAGUGGGUUCCCUUAGCACACGCAACCAGAGAAAGGAUAAGUCCAUUUAGUAGCUCAGCAGCAGCAGUGAAAGGAAUUUGGUUUAGACCAUGGUCCCUGUGUAACGAACGCUACCGGAAAAAGUGUGAUAAGUACAUGUAGCGCAAGUAGGUAAUCGAGGUAGAUCGAGGUCCUUACUGAACCUGCUACUGCUGUUCAACGUGCUGUUUCAAUCUUCAAUCUUCAACCAAUCAAAUCAAUCAAGGGUGGGGAAGCUAAAACUAGAUCGUUUAACAUUAGACCGACCGCAACAUGGAAAGGCCAGCAAGGAGAUAUGGAUAGGCAAUGGCACACAAACGUAUGUGUUUAGUAAGUAAACCAAUCGUGGGUGAUAAUUAUUGAAUAAGAACAACAAUAACAACAAAAACAACAAAAACUAAAACACUCCUCCAGCGAAGGAUGAAACGGGUGUUCUUGGGGGGAGAAGUGAGGCAUAUGAUAAGCAUCGGCAGCAGGAGUUCGAGUCGUGAUUAAUCUUUAGAAACCGCUGAAGAAGCAGUUAGCCAACCAACUGGCCAGCUGGCUAGACUAGGCACAGGAGCAGCCUCCCAAAACCAAUAGUAGUUCCGCAAUACCCUGCAGGAUCACUUCUUCUAUUCCUGUUUUUUUCCUUUUCUCUUUCGCUCUCUCCCUCACUCGCCUUAUCUAUUUCCCACUCUCUCUCUCUUUCUCUUUCUUUCUGUAUCUCUCUAUAGAUGUUUCUCUCGUGCUAGGGAAUUCGAAAAAUUCGAGAAAAUAUAAAAUCAGAAGCUUAUUCGAA
Messenger RNA from Anopheles darlingi, 6559 nucleotides. It is a transcript of the gene Dmtn, whose product is annotated as transmembrane and coiled-coil domains protein 2. NCBI's taxonomy places the organism in Eukaryota, Metazoa, Arthropoda, Insecta, Diptera, Culicidae. The transcript has 2 exons. Gene Ontology annotation, cellular component: endomembrane system. Bases 2504 to 4645 code for a protein of 713 amino acids. The record is from RefSeq and is a predicted model, not a curated record.